ACACUCCGCGUUGGCGUUGUUCGGAGCAUUGGGACAGGGGCAGGAGAGAGUUUGUAACAGUUUAAGAUUUUCGAAAUAAUAUAAAUAUGCAAAACAUCUUGUAGAGACGCCUCACAUGUCGAGGGACUUCUGAAAAAAUAACGACUUUAUACGAAAGGAGUAACAAUUGGCAAACCACAAACGCCCUAUACAUUUGAGGCGUACAAUGACAAAACUUAUAUCCGUCACAAAGACGCAUUUGGAUUUCUAACCGUCUUCGUCGUUUUAUUCAAUAUAGCAGCUUUUAUGUGUGACAUUUCCUCUUAUCAUUUUAGCAGCGAAAAACGUAAAUACGAUUGUUGUGGAGUAACGUUAGCGUUAGUCUUUUUGAUAGCCCACACAAGCUUUAUACUGUUUGCAUAGGGGCUCCCCAACCUAAAUCAGAGCUAGUUAGCUAACUGCUAAGAAGCAACGUAGGAUACAAAAGUGUCGGCCGGAAAAUACUGGCUAACUCAAGAUAGCAAGUUCGUCAGAUUAGCAAUACCAGAGAGGUUACCCGUAUAGUUUCAAACCAUUAACUACCAGAGCAAAAUCAUUCCAACAUUGUACUUGGAUUAUUUCUAACCUUAAGUGCGACAUGCCUCCGAGCAUAGAGAAGGGGCUUGCGAUGGCAAGCAAGGUUAAAGUAGUUAGUUAGCGUUAAUAACCGUACAAGGUAGCGAAAGUACAGUCGAUGUACUAUUAGUGCUAGCAAACGUUGCCGGUGUAGUCGAUUUCCCCUUGACUUGCAGUAGACAGGGUAGUAUAGAAAGACUUCUAAGUUGGCUCACUUCAGCCACGACGACACGGGGAACAUCCUGCACAACAGCAAAUCAAUUUAUUUCUGUCUGGCAAACAAUCAUAGUUUAUUCAAUUGCUUCCAAUACUUUGGUCGCCGACUCGUGCUAGCCAGUUUGCGAUAGCUAUUGAAUGCUGCUUUGUGUUUCACAAAGUCGGCCAUACAGACCGCUAGCAACGCUAGCUUUUCCCUAAUUAAUUUAAAAAUGUCGACUGUACCUAACGAAGCUGUGUUACUGAUAAAAGAUGUUAAGCCUGGAUCGAAAAAUUUAAACAUCGUCUUUAUUGUUUUGGAGAUAGGACGGGUCACCAAGACAAAAGAUGGACACGAAGUGCGCUCUUGCAAGGUGGCAGACAAGAGUGGCAGCAUUGCCAUUUCUGUGUGGGAUGAACUAGGCAGCCUUAUUCAACCCGGAGACAUAAUUCGCCUUACACGAGGCUAUGCCUCGAUUUGGAAGGGAUGCUUAACCCUAUACACUGGAAGAGGUGGAGACCUACAGAAGAUUGGAGAGUUUUGCAUGGUAUAUUCAGAGGUGCCUAACUUCAGUGAGCCAAAUCCAGAGCUGCUAGCCCAAACAAAUAUGCAAAAUAAGACGGGUAAAGGGGAGCAGAGGGGGAACUCUCCGCCUAAUCAGAAUUCAGGUACACACGCACAAACAGGAAACGGUUCGAUGCAGACCUACUCCAGUAACAAUGCUGCUGUGUCUGGACCUCGUGAUCCCGCUUUUGGUGGCCCGGGCCGUGCCAACGGCCGACCACCUGGCAACGGGCCUCCACCAGUGACCAUAGGUGGUCCCCCUGCUCCUCCCAAGCCCUCUGUGACCAUUAGCAAUGGCAGGGACCCUCGACGAGCUUCGAAAAGAUGAGGAGGAACCGCAGAAAAUCUCUUGCGCACACAUCCCCCCCCCCCUUCCACCACUCUCUUCUCCUCCCUGCCCCACUUGUCUUGCUGUCAGGCUCAAUCCAGAUCUGAGCCCCUCAGAAAACAUCACAUUACUGCCAUUUUGAAAAGAUGAGUCCAUCUUGUCCUCAGUUGUCUUGUGCCAUAUAGUUUUCACUAGAUUUGCCACAUUCCUAUUUUCCUCUGAUGAAGCACUGCACUGAGAAGGCCAAAUCAUGGUAUUGACUUGUUCAUAUAAGUUGCCUGUUCCUGACAUUUUAACAGCUAACUAACCACACACCCCUCACAAAGUGUUUUGACCAAUUCAGUGCCAGUUUUAUGCCCGCCAAUGUUUGCCCUCUCCCUUAAAGUGUUGAAUGAGACUUUACACCCUACUUGAACACUUGAUGCACUUUCUAAGUUAUAGAGGAGGCAUUACUGACUUGUGAUAAAACAAUGUUUUGCCAAUGUUGAGACAAGGUCAUCAAAAGUGUCCCUCUUUGGCCAAAGGACACAUUUUAAAAGUAGGAGUGACUGUGUGAAAGAGGUGAUAGUUUGGUUUUUAACAUGUAGGCCUAUUUAAGUAGAAUAAAGACUUGUUCAGAAAGAA
Messenger RNA from Alosa sapidissima (American shad), 2306 nucleotides. It is a transcript of the gene nabp1a, whose product is annotated as nucleic acid binding protein 1a. NCBI's taxonomy places the organism in Eukaryota, Metazoa, Chordata, Actinopteri, Clupeiformes, Clupeidae. Gene Ontology annotation, molecular function: DNA binding. Gene Ontology annotation, cellular component: SOSS complex. The record is from RefSeq and is a predicted model, not a curated record. Gene Ontology annotation, biological process: double-strand break repair via homologous recombination; response to ionizing radiation; mitotic cell cycle checkpoint signaling. The coding region runs from base 1023 to 1682 and encodes 219 amino acids. The transcript is spliced from 6 exons.